Molecule: messenger RNA, 1119 nt
Organism: Tricharina praecox
Lineage: Eukaryota; Fungi; Ascomycota; Pezizomycetes; Pezizales; Pyronemataceae
Product: S-adenosyl-L-methionine-dependent methyltransferase
Exons: 3
Coding region: 298-1119 (273 amino acids)
Biological process (GO): tRNA wobble uridine modification
Cellular component (GO): cytoplasm; nucleus
Molecular function (GO): S-adenosylmethionine-dependent methyltransferase activity; tRNA binding
Source: RefSeq, a predicted model, not a curated record
CUGAGGGAAGGAAUCGAUGGAUCAUCGGAUUUGGAACGGACGAACCCAUUCUUGUAUCACCAUGGCAAUCUGGCACUACUCAGCCCCGCCAUCACCGACCACCGCCAAACCACCAACCAUCAUCGUCCACCGCCGCAACGAGACAUCACCGCACUCAUCCCCGCCGCCGACCACGCGAACGAGAUACACCCAUUGAACGCUUGAGCGUUGGCUUCGGUGGAUGGGAGGGAGAACAACCUGCUGCCUAUAAGACCUUAGCUCUGUGUGCUUGCACUACCGAAUUCGCGCUUCUCGAUCAUGGCCACUCGGACGCCUCCAGUGGCCCCCGAACGGUACGAAUCCGAGCAUGUCCACGAGGUCUAUCAACACAUAGCCUCGCACUUUUCGGCAACGCGCUUCAAGCCGUGGCCAAUUGUCGAGCGGUUUCUCCGCGAGCUGCCCACUGCUUCGAUCGGAUUAGAUGUGGGCUGCGGAAAUGGAAAAUACCUUACCGUCAAUCCCAACGUGUUUAUGAUUGGAUCGGACAGAUCGUCGAACCUCGUGCGGAUAGCGCACGACCGCAAAAUCCACGAGGCGUUCAUGGCGGAUGCACUCGACCUUCCGCACCCGGCGGGGCGCUUCGACUUCGCGAUUAGCAUUGCCGUGAUCCACCACUUCUCGUCCACGGAGCGACGGGUGGCUUCGAUCAAGAGUAUUCUUGGCACGCUCCGACGAAGCACCACUCCCGGCGACGGCGGAAGGGCUUUGAUAUAUGUUUGGGCGCUCGAGCAGAAGAACUCGCGGCGCGGAUGGGACAAGGGGCAUAGUCAGGAUGUGUUCGUGCCUUGGGUCCUGUCGAAGCAGUAUGUUGGUUCUGGUGCUGCUGCUGGUGCUGGGAACAACCCAACAGCGGAGGGACCCGGAACCUCGCCAGUCAAUGGCGAUCAGGUCCGCAGCGAGGGUCUCGCAGCACCAGCAGCAGCACCACCACCAAACGAGACGACGACUACCUAUCAACGUUACUACCACCUUUACCGCCAAGGUGAGCUGGAGGCGGACGUGGUUGGUGCUGGUGGAUAUGUGAUUGAGUCGGGCUAUGAGAAGGAUAAUUGGUGGGCCAUCUGCGGGAUCCUUGGAUGA